AUGUCUGCUAAUAAAGAUCUUCGAUUAAAUAAACUUCAUCGAACACGAGAAAAUAGUCUUACUGAUGUUGUUCGUGUAACAGAUGAAAAUAUUCCAAAAUAUCGACAAGUUAAUUAUGAUGCUAUGCGAGCACUUAUUAACGAAAGAAAAACAAGUGGAAAACAGGCAUUAGAACGAGUUUCAAAAUUACAAAAUGAAAGUCAUCAUGUUCGAGAACAAGCUGAAUUGAAAAUUUCUCGUGAACAUUGGCUUAAUGAACAGUAUAAAUUAAAUCAACAAUAUAGAAAAUAUGAUAAUGAACAUCGAACAUGGCUUACAGAAGCAUUCCAUGAUCCAGAUUUAUUAACAUUAUUUCAUGAAAUAACAAAAUAUAGAAUUUGGUUAGAGGAAAGUUCCAUACAAUUUCGAAAAACUACGGUUUUACCAAUUGUUCAAUUAAAAGAAGAAUUGCAAUCCAAUACAAUAACAACAGAUAAUAUUUCGGAUGUAAUAGAUGCACUUCGAGUAGUAGAAAAAGAACAAAAAGAACUAAUUUCUAUACUUGAUCAAGAAGAAAAACAACUUGAAGAAGAAUUAAAAGAAUUUCAACAUUAUAUUGAUGAAGAUGAUGAAAUCAAUAUGAUUGAAGAAGGAAUACCUGACUCAGUUGUGCAAUUACCUUGUCCAGAUGACGAAUUACGAGUGACAAUACUUCAAGAAUUUCUUAUUAUUGAUCAUAAAUAUCGAGAAACGCUUGUUGAUUUAGAUGCUAAUUAUUUAAAUAUUGUCGAGCUAGAAAAUGGUGGUUGGAAUAUUGACGAACAUGAAACAUUAGUUCAUCUUUAUGAAAUGUAUCCAGUUGAUUUAAGAAAACGACGAACUUAUAUAUACAAUCAUUUUCGUCGUUAUUAUCCUAAUCGUUCUAGACAAGAAAUGCUCACACACGAAGAAUGGUAUAAUGCUCGAACAUAUUAUCUUAAACAUAAAAAAAUGGUUCUAUUGGAAUGGAAACAAGCUCGUGUAGCAUUAAAAUUAAAAGCUCAAUCAGUAUUUGAAGAAGCAUUUGAAUUACAAGAACGUUUAGCGCAACAACAUGAAGAAAAAAUGAAACAACGUAUACUAUGUGAACAAUUAGCAAAUCAAGUACAAAAAUGGAGAGAAAAACAAUUUGAAGUAUUAGAAAUGAAAAGGAAAUUAGAAGAAUCUACACGACAAGCUGAACUUGAAAAAAUACAACAAGAAAAUGAACGAUUACAAAAACAUCGUCAACAAAUGAAAGAAAAAAUUACUGAAUAUUAUACUAAAAAGGAAGAAACUCGAGUAAUCGAGUUUGAAAAAGAAAAACAACGUUUAGAUGAAAUGCAAUCAAUGCUUGCUGAACAACAACGUAAAGAUUGGGAACGUAUAAAAUUUCGUAAAGAAGAAUAUGAACGAAAACGUCAAGAAUUACGUGAACGUAAUGAACUUGAAGCAUAUGAAGAAUUACAACGAGAAGAACGUCUUCAAGCAAUUGCUGAUCGUGUUCGACCACAUGUUGAAAUUGAUCAUGCACGUGUAUUACAGCCAACUAAAGCAUAUAAUGCUCAUCGUGGUUUAUUAACAGAUAUCAAUGAUGAUAUUAAUAUUCAACAAGAAUUAUUUCCUAUUACGACAUUUAAAGAUCGAAAAUUAUUUGGUGAUAUUCGUAUUCGUCUUGAACAACGUUUACGUGAUGCCGGUCUUAUACAAACUGAUUAUGCACGACAAGCAAUGGCUGCAUUACAACAAGCACCAAAGCGUAUUGAUACACGAGAGAAUCAAAUGUGGUCUGGUUUCGCAUUUAAAACAAAUGAUAUUGAACAACAUAAUAUAUCAAAACCAAUUAAACGAGAUUUUAUUAGUCAUCCAGUAUUUUAUGGAAUGGACAAUUAA
Messenger RNA from Adineta steineri, 1890 nucleotides. NCBI's taxonomy places the organism in Eukaryota, Metazoa, Rotifera, Eurotatoria, Adinetida, Adinetidae. The record is from the annotation of a GenBank genome assembly.